Tripterygium wilfordii is the source of this 582-nucleotide messenger RNA. RefSeq names its product mavicyanin-like. NCBI's taxonomy places the organism in Eukaryota, Viridiplantae, Streptophyta, Magnoliopsida, Celastrales, Celastraceae. The transcript is spliced from 4 exons. Gene Ontology annotation, molecular function: electron transfer activity. The record is from RefSeq and is a predicted model, not a curated record. The coding region runs from base 1 to 582 and encodes 193 amino acids. Gene Ontology annotation, cellular component: plasma membrane.
AUGGCUACAACAAUUCUGGUGUUCAUGGUUUCUCUCAUGACUAUCUGUGGAAUCUCUUAUGGUGUUGUCUACAAAGUUGGCGACUCUGAUGGUUGGACUUCCACUCCCACUAUUGAUUACAAGGACUGGGCCUCCACCAAGACCUUCUACGUCGGCGACGUUAUCGUUUUCGAAUACAAAAAAGAGGAUGACAAUGUGGUGGAAGUGAGGCACCAUGAGUACCGGACCUGCAACACUACAUCUGCGGUGGUGACUUACUCCAGCGGUAAAGACUCCAUCACAUUCAAAAUGCCAGGCCACUACUACUACACUAGUGGGUUUCCGGGCCGUUGCCAAGUGGGCCAAAAGGUUAAUUUUAGGGUCCUUGCAGGCCAAAGCCCAAAUACUCCAAGCCCACCUCUUUCUGGAUUACAGCCAUCACCAUCAUCAUGCCCAUGCAGUAAGAGUGAUGCUUCGUCUUCUGUGUAUUAUUCCUCAUUCGGGCCGUGGGCCUUGUAUGUUCUUGGGCUUUGGGGAUUGGGGUAUGCUGCACCUCCUUUAAGGGUAGAAGAGAUUGUAUCUAGUGAUGAAGUCAUGUUAUAG